UGAGUUUGCACUUUUGCAGAUGAGGCGGGCGCCGGCGAACAGGUUCUCGAUAUAUUUUUAAAAACAUUUAGAAAUUUAAUCAAGUAAGGCGUGAAUUCAGUAUGUCUCAUUUUAAAUUGGUGUCGUCGACGAAAGCUUCCGAUGUGAUUCCUGUAAACAAAUAUGUGUCAGAGAAGACCGGUAUCACGGUGAUCAUUGCAGGAGUCGAGGGACCUCUAGUCAACGGAUUCUUUUGUCUUGCGACGGAAGCCCACGAUGACGAUGGCCUCCCUCACACAUUGGAGCAUCUUAUUUUCCUCGGCUCUGAGAGAUACCCUUACAAAGGUAUCUUAGAUCUACUGGCCAACCGUUGUAUGGCUCACGGUACCAAUGCAUGGACGGAUACAGACCACACAUGCUAUACUGUAUACACUGCGGGAGACGCAGGCAUGUUGACACUGCUGCCCAUAUACCUGGACCAUAUACUGAGGCCUACGCUCACUGAUCACGGUUUCAUUACUGAAGUACACCAUAUUGAUGGAGAUGGUGAGGAUGCUGGGGUGGUGUACUGUGAGAUGCAGGGCAGAGAGAAUAAUGCUACUAGUAGAUGUGACCUCCAGUUACUGCGUGCCAUGUAUCCCGACAGUGGUUACUCAGCUGAAACAGGUGGUAUUAUGAAGAACCUUAGAACUUCCACUGAUAAUACUAAGGUCAGGAAUUUCCACAAGCAGUUCUACCGUGCUGAAAACUUGACCAUCAUUUUAACCGGUCAGAUAGAAGCAGAGGACGUCUUUGCAGCACUGGCUACUGUGGAAGAUGACAUCAUUGCUAAGAAAGCAAAUGAACCUCAAGAAGAGUGGGUGAAGCCAUGGACGACCAUUCCCCCGCCUCCGAAUUACGGCGAGCUGAAGGUGCAGUGGCCGGCAGACACUGAAGAUUGUGGUCAGGUGAUAUUCGGAUGGCGCGGUCCGCUGCUAACAGAAGCUAGCGCACUGAAGGAUCUGACGGGAUGUGCGAUUCUGCUGCGUUACCUGUGCGACACCGCUGCGGCGCCGCUGCAACGAUGCCUCGUGGAGAGAGAAGACGCCUUGGCUGGAGACAUAUCGUACAACCUAACAGAAAAUAUAGCUUCACUCAUCAAGAUUGAGCUGGAAAAUGUACCCAUGGACAAGUUAGAACAAGCCCGUGAUGAUGCACUGAAGUGCUUAAAGACAGUGUGCGUCGGUGAAGAGGCAUUGGACAUGGAUCGCCUGCGCAGAUUGCUGAGAAAACAGCUGCGUGAAGCCAUCGCGAGCUUGGAGUCAGACCCGCAUCAUGCUGUGGCCUUCAGAUGUAUUGGUGAUGCGUUGUAUUCACAGAAUGAGGACCAUUUCAUCUCCCGCAUGAACCCUCAAACCGACCUGGUUGCGCUACUGGAAGAGUCUUCGGAGUACUGGCUGAGUCUGCUGCAGAAGUACUUCACUGAUGAUCUUGUCACCAUCAUGGGAUCUCCUAGCAUUGACCUACAAACUAAAAUGGCAGAAGAAGAAAAGUCCAGAAUAGAAGAGCAAAGAGCGCAGCUGGGUGAGACCGGACUCGCUGAGAAGGCGGCGCGGUUACAGGAGGCCAUGGACUUCAAUGAGCGUCCUCCGCCCCCGGGUACUCUAGCAUCAGUGCCAGUCCCGCCGUGCUCAUUCAAAUGUCACAACAUAAACUCCUGGAGCUCGGACGGAGAGAACUGUCCCCACUUCGACCUCAAGGAGAUACCCAUGUACGCUAGAGUGCACAGCUUGAAGACCAACUUCGUCUAUAUCAACCUAAUCUUCGACACGAGCUCAGUAGACGAAUCCUCCCGCAAAUGGCUGCCUCUGCACAUGAACGGCCUCGCGGAGUGUCCCGUCCGCCGCGGCGACACGCUCGUGCCUCAUGAAGAUGUCAUCUCCGAGACUGAACAGCUCACCGUCAUGUUCGGCAAUAAUGUUGGCUUUGAGAGAAUUGGCAACUUCUCUGUGGGACACUUCGGCAAUUUUGUGCAUAUUGAGACUAGGUGCGAACCCCAAGACUACGAAGCUGUAGUGAACCAUUUGUACGAGAUUCUGUUUGCAGCUGAAAUCACGAAAGAAAGACUGCUAGUGUUCGCACAAAGAUUAAUCAACGAUGUCGCACAGGUAAGAAGAUCAGGCGACAAGAUGAUGUACGACGCUCUCCGCGAUUCAAUCUACAGCAAAAACAGCAACAUGCACUGGUGCACCGUCCUCAGGCAACAGAAGUUCCUCAAAGAGCUGAUAGAACAGCUCAAUGCUGGAGGCGACUCAGCCGAGGCAGCACUCUUGGAAGCCAGGAAGACUUUCAAGAGCAUCACCCAGGAUGUGUGGCUCCAUAUCGCGUCGGACUUCGAGAGAUAUAAGCUCAGUACGGAACCUUGGAAGAAGUUUGCCAGGGAGAACGAGAUUACGCCCGUGCCUCCUCGUCUAUACUGGGACGCGGACCUGCUGUCGGGCUGGGGCGGCGGCUUCGUGCUGGGCGUGGGCGGCUGGGAGUCGUGCUGCGUGGCGCAGUUCAGCCCGGGGCCCAAGGGACAUGCCAUUGAGGAUGUCGCCCCGCUCAUGGUCGCGCUCAACUAUUUCACACAGCUUGAGGGUCCGAUGUGGCGUUUGAUCCGUGGCUGCGGUCUGUCGUACGGCUACGCGAUACGCAUGUCGCCCAACGAGGGUAGACUGAUAUUCUCGCUGUACCGCGCCACCAACGCCGUCGCCGCUUACACCAAGGCUAAGAGCAUUGUGGAGGAAUACUUGAACGACGCGAACUUUGACGAGGAUUUGUUCGAGUCUGCCAAGAGUACCGUCCUCUUCGAAGUGGUGGAGAAUGAGAAGUGUCCCGCCGAUGUCGUCAAACGAUCGUUGCUCAACUAUCUGUACAGAGUCGGGGCUACUUACAAUAAUGAGCUUGUUCGUGCGAUAUCAGCAGUAACGCCCGAGGCGGCCACAGCGGCGGCCACGCGGUGGCUGCCCGCGCUGUUCGACGUGUCGCAAGGCAAGCUGGCCAUCGUCUGCAACCCCACCAAAGCCAAAGACAUGUACACGGCUUUUGAGAAAAUGAACGUGAAAUUGGACGUCUUCGAAUCCAUGGAAGCGUCGCAUUUUAACAACUAAGUACAUACGACACUAGGUGCUCCUAAGUGUAAAAUUAAUUGUUAUAUUAACACAAAGCUAUUUUAUCGUUUUUUAUUGUAUUUCAAUUAUAAUUAUAACACAUGUUAUCAGCAAUGCAAGACAGAUGUGUGUAAUUUUACAAAUGUAUUGUUGUUUCUUGUACUGCUUGGCUGUGCCUCACGUAUUUUAAGGAAAAUAUUCAUAAGUAAUUCUUUAUAUAACAAUUCGCAAUUUUAAAAGAUUUUUAUUGAAUAAAAUACGUAUACAAUA
Messenger RNA from Helicoverpa zea (corn earworm), 3380 nucleotides. RefSeq lists its product as uncharacterized. Gene Ontology annotation, molecular function: metal ion binding. Lineage: Eukaryota; Metazoa; Arthropoda; Insecta; Lepidoptera; Noctuidae. Bases 102 to 3110 code for a protein of 1002 amino acids. The transcript is spliced from 18 exons. The record is from RefSeq and is a predicted model, not a curated record.